AUGACGAGCAUAACGGCUGCGGCGCUUCUUCACAACACGGCGACGCGUGUGACGUUGGGGAAUACGCCACUGCAUGCCGUACCGGUGACGGUGGCGCAGCAACUGAAGCCCCUUCUGGAAUCAAGCACCUCCCUCACCGCCUUUACAGUCCACAUGCAGUUCACUCCACCAGAGUCCCUGCGGCUGCUGCUUCUUGGCGCUUCGCGUUGCUGCAGUCUCCAGUAUGUUCGAUUAGUGGGAGGUGUCAGUGUGCUCCAGUCGAAGAUGAUGAUGUCAGCUUUUACACACUUCACUUUCGUCCGAAAGUCUUCGAGGGCCGCGACCGCUGCGCGCCCUGCCAGGAGCCCGGCAAAGCGAUGCCCCCACACACCCCGUGCAAAGCGCCCGCCAGCUGUGGCACCAGCAGCGAGGGGCGCCACAGAGAAGCCAGGCGACGACUGCCUGGCCACUGGUUGCAACAGGCCGCAGUCCCCAGAAGCGGUAAUCGCGAAGGGUGCCAGAUCACCACCACCGUGCUUUUCAUGGUUGAACGGGGUGCACAUGGUACUGGACCUGCACCAUGUCGAUGAUGUUGUGGCGGGUAUCUUGCUGAGAGGACUGGAGCGAUCAGAACGCAUUGUUGGACUCGAUCUCCACAUUGCCCCCUCCUCGAAGGCUGCCACGCGCAUUGCUGGACGUAUGUUGUCGCGUGCAAACACCAUUGUUGCUCGUAAUGCCAGACGUGUAAAUUAUCUUCUUUGUCAGAACAUACCGCGCCGUGCCGCGCCCUGCAGGGGUGCUGGAAAAUCAGAAAAAGUGCAGCCACCGCCCUCUCCACCGCUUCCAGCAGAUGCUGCCCCUGCUGAUUAUGAUUACGCUGCUUCGGGGGAAACAAUGACGGCGCUACGAGAACCGUCCGCGUCCGACAUGUGCGACCUCCCGUCACGCCGUUACUCCCCGCCACGUCUCUUGUCAGGUGCGCCGCCAACACCGCCGUCACCGCCACCACGGCGACCCGUGCUGAGCGUGCGACAUCGUCUCUUCAACGCUGACGCCGACAUGAGGUGGGCGACGAAGCACGAUGAGGACGACGCUCACAGCAAUGACUGCUUCGUCUGCGGCGGCUGUGCGACAUUGGGCAAGACACCGCGAACACCCGAGCGGCCACGCGCACUCAAUGUGCAGGAAGAAUCUAUGGACAAAAUCCCGGAGCAGCGACGCUGCGGUUCCUCUGUGCAGCCGACCCCGCGCGACGUGCUCGAGACGAAGCAGCCGAGCCCAUCCCUGUCGCAUGUCACUCCGUGCACUCCAUCGCAGCGGCCACCGUCGCCGCGCGGGCAGUUCGUGCAGCACUGCCGCUAUCUACGUGGCUGCGUACGGGACAUCAACACCGUCGUAGUGCGCUACCAGGUGGUGUGCCGCGAGUCGGUGCAGCGGAUGGUGGCGGAGAUGCGGCUGCUGGAGGAGCAGCUGACUGACAAAGUCACCACCAAGCUGACAGAUAUGAUGAUGUCCUUGUCGGAGCUGGAGAGGAUUGAGGGAUAA
Molecule: messenger RNA, 1524 nt
Organism: Trypanosoma grayi
Lineage: Eukaryota; Euglenozoa; Kinetoplastea; Trypanosomatida; Trypanosomatidae
Exons: 1
Coding region: 1-1524 (507 amino acids)
Source: RefSeq, a predicted model, not a curated record